Molecule: messenger RNA, 592 nt
Organism: Magnolia sinica
Lineage: Eukaryota; Viridiplantae; Streptophyta; Magnoliopsida; Magnoliales; Magnoliaceae
Product: nuclear-pore anchor-like
Exons: 2
Coding region: 9-425 (138 amino acids)
Biological process (GO): mRNA export from nucleus
Cellular component (GO): nuclear pore
Molecular function (GO): structural constituent of nuclear pore
Source: RefSeq, a predicted model, not a curated record
AGGAUCACAUGCUACAGUAUAAAGAAAUAGCACAAGUGAAUGAAGUUGCAUUGAAGCAAAUUGAAUUUGCUCAUGAAAAAUUCAAAGCUGAGGUACAUCCCUGUAUCUUCAACCUCAUUUGUUUGAAAGUUGCAAUUCCUAUUUUCAGUGUUUUUUUUUUUUUUGUCUUUCUUUCUUUUGAGAUGUGUACAAAGGCAUGCUUGUUUGAUUGUGUCUACAAAUGCUAUUUUAUACAGGCUGACAAGCUAAAGAAGUCACUGGAGGAUGAAAUUCAUUUUUUCCAGGGAAGGGUUUCAAAACUUGAAAGUGAUCUUGUGUCAAAGUCCACAGAAGUUACAUUUGCAGUUUCAGGGAAAGAAGAAGCUUUAUCUUCUGCAUUUGCUGAAAUUGACCGUUUGAAGGAAGAAAAUUCUGUAAAAACAUGAGCAUUAUUGCAUUAUAUUGAGGGUGUUUGCUGUGUUGGAGUAUAUUUGUUUCUUGCACAUGAGGGCACGCCUUAGUUGUAUGCAACCACUCUUCUUGUUGUAGGUCUCAGAUGGUGGAAUUGGAAAUUCAGAUCUCUUCUUUAAAGGAAGAUCUUGAAAAGGAGCAU